AUGGAUCCGACAGAAGAUAGAAGACAUUCAAAGAGGCAAAACCACCACAUCAACAUGUUAGGGUUCGUAGCCGAUUCCGAGUACGGGAUUCCUAGAAGGUGUCCCUGUGGUGGGAGACUCAUUAACGAGGUUCGCGGGAAGGAGGACUACAACACUCUUCCUGGGAAGCGGUUCUUCACGUGCAAAAACUAUGAGGCUGAUGGGUUCCAUUAUCGUCAGCCUUGGGUGAUAGGUGUGCAGGAGGAGCUGGAGAGGCUGACUAAACGGGUGGAGGAGGCUGAGCAGGUGAUGAUGGGGGUCUCGAAUCUCACUAAACAGAUUGAGACACUUGAGAGCAGUCCACCAAUAGAUGUAGACUCUGCUGAGCCAGGUGUUAACUCUCCCAGGUUAGUUAAGCAUGCGGAAAGGAGAAAGUGGUCAACCAAAGAAGACCUUGUGUUGAUCAGUGCUUGGUUGAACACCAGCAAGGAUCCCAUAGUCAGUAAUGAACAGAAGUUGGGCUCGUUUUGGAAGCGAAUAGAGGGAUAUUUCAAUUCGAGUCCUCAGCUCAUUGGCUCUGCUCCUAGGGAGUGGGGUCAAUGUAAGCAGAGGUGGGGAAGAGUGAAUGAGCAGGUUUGUAAAUUUGUGGGAUGCCAUAAAGCGGCGUUGAAGGAGCAGGCGAGUGGCCACAGUGAGAAUGAUGUCAUGAAGGCGGCGCAUGACAUCUUCUUCAAUGACUACAAAGUCAAGUUCACACUUGAACACUGCUGGAGGGAACUGAGGUUCAAUCAGAAAUGGAGAUCAAACGCUAUCUCGAAGGAGAAAAGGAAGGAAGCUGAUGCGGAGGUGGUGCCUGAGGAGGAAGAGGUGAGGCCACCCGGUGUUAAGGCCAGCAAAGCAGCGAAGCGAAAGAAGCCAAACCAGACAGCUUUUGAUCAAAUCCAGAGCAUCCUAGCUCAGAAAAAUACCAUCUCCAAACAAAAGAUACUUGAUCGCCUCGUAGCCCAAAAAGUGGAAACACUUUCUGAUCAGGAACUUGCUCUUAAGACUAAACUCAUCUCAGAAAUGCUUUAG
Messenger RNA from Brassica oleracea var. oleracea, 1053 nucleotides. Its product is annotated as glutathione S-transferase T3-like. The record is from RefSeq and is a predicted model, not a curated record. Lineage: Eukaryota; Viridiplantae; Streptophyta; Magnoliopsida; Brassicales; Brassicaceae. Bases 1 to 1053 code for a protein of 350 amino acids. The transcript is spliced from 3 exons.